CCUCCCUUCAUCAACCACGACCACCACGAUACUUUAUGCUUUUCGUCUUGGGUCUGAACUCAAUUGCGUCGCAUUACACAUCGGGCUGCAACACAGUGUAUCCGCCCAACGUCGCCCAACCAUCUCUCUCUCACGACCUAUCCAUAACAGACACAUACUGAAAAGUGUGCCCACUCAUCGCAUGGCUCGUCCAUCUUUGGUAAGGAUACCGGUGUGAUGUUCUCUGUAGUAGAGCAUAUCUCCAUCGCCGUUCGUUGACGAUCGUUAGGCUGCGCGCCUGGCGACAGGCGAGGAUGACGCUGAUCCGCCAGGGCAAGCGUCAGCGCCCUGGAGUCCAUCCCUGAUGCGAUGCUUGCAACCACCAACGACACAGCACACGCGCGACGCAGUGCAUCACGGACAUGCGGACAACGACAGGUCUGCUACAAGCGCUACUGUUGAGAGUCGGUUCUCUUACCUUCUCAAGAAAGGCUUUCAUCCCACGUUGACUGCUGUUCUUGGGGAGGUGAGCCGACUCUUACUUUUCUUUAUCAACGUUAUUGACGCUCCCGUUCUUACGACGGACACUCACGGUCACAGCUGCCACCAAAAGCUGCUCGCAAGCAACGAAGGACCUGACCACACGGUCGUCCUUUGCAUCAGUCUCCCUACAAUCGCUAACUUCCUCAAACGUUUUGACGCAAGCACUUUGCAAGUGCAAUCUCCUUUGUUCAUCAACGUUGCGUACGCUUUUUCUCACUCACAGGUUCUUCGAUGCACAACUGGUACGUUGGGGUUUGCUACUAACCUCCCGAGCGCCCGUCCGCCACGUUCAGCGCCAAAACCGUUUCCAAUUGGACCACAUCAUAGUUGUAUCUCGAAGUCAAAAUCCGCGCUCACCAGCCUCGAGAGUGCUCGAACCUUCGAGGCUGGUGGAUUGUGCCACCAGAGACGAGAUAACAAGCCGCCACCACGUCCUGCACCUAAUCCGUAUCCAACAGGGUCACACCAAAGCAGUAUCAAGAGACCCAACAAACCACCCCCGCGCCCUGCACCUAACCCAUAUCCGACUGGGCCACAUCAAAGCUAGUUUCACAACAGGUUGGAUCCAGACGACAGUGGCAAAUUAUUAAUCGUCGCAUACAGCCACUUCCUCUUCUCCACCUAACCCACGUUCCGCACCCAGUACACGACCCUGGCCGCAAGACGAAUACUGUUUGGUAGAUGGACACUCGUUUGAAUUGGAAGUUGUAAAGGAGAGGGGGAUGCUCUUGCUGUUGGUUACUUGCAUAAAUGGACACUCGUUCAUCUUGAAUGGUUGCUUGGAAAGAGGGGCACAAAUCUAUGAAUUAUCCUUGCAGAGAGGAUGAAGAUAUACGUCACUUGCUUAGGCUCACUUGCUUUGAUCGUCAC
Messenger RNA from Alternaria alternata, 1392 nucleotides. RefSeq lists its product as hypothetical. The record is from RefSeq and is a predicted model, not a curated record. The transcript is spliced from 3 exons. Bases 344 to 1069 code for a protein of 241 amino acids. Lineage: Eukaryota; Fungi; Ascomycota; Dothideomycetes; Pleosporales; Pleosporaceae.